AUGGCGCUGCCAGACGCCAACCCCGAUCUCUCCUCCGCUCCACCAGAGGCGGUGGAGGUUAAUAACAUCAGCCCCCUGCCCGACGUCAUAAUCUACCAUAUCUUCUGCUUCUUGCCCUUCAAAGACCUGGUGAAGACCAGCGUGCUGUCCAAGCAAUGGCGUUUGGCUUGGAACUCCACUCCGAACAUCGAUGUCUCUCUCCGCUCAUGGCUUGUCGUUCCUUUGAUCAGCAAAGCACUGAGUCUCUGCACUUCCACUAAGAUAGAGAAGUUCCAUGUGAACUUUUACGUCCAUCCUGAAUUCGAUCGGUGGUUCCACUUUGCUGCGGCACGCCAAGUGGAGGACGCUUCGUUGGUCUUUGGAGGCACGAAUCGUGUUGUACCACAAUUCAUGUGCGAUUGCACGUCGCUGGUUAGCUUGCGAAUAUCGAAGGCUACUUUUCCACCGGAUUUUACCAUCCACUGGCCUUCACUUAAGAAAUUGUGCCCCCACGACGUUAUUUUCAUUUACUUUCCCUCGGAGAAAGAUGUGAUUAUGAAAAUCAUGAGGGGGUGCCCUGUUCUUGAAUCUUUUACGUUGCGUUCCUCCUGGCUCGAAGCUCGCAACAUCUGGAUUGAUUCAAGAUCUCUAAGAGAGUUGGUGAUUGAAGCGGAUAUUUCUUCGUCGCUCAUUCUUUCGGCUCCGAAUCUGCUUUCAUUGCAUUUGUCAGGUGGAUUUGUCUCCAGCCUAAUUGGAGUAUCUUCAUUAGCAGAGGCAGAGUUGAACUUUAACGAGCCAACUCGUCGUUGGUACGUUUCUCACGACUUUAAGUCCCAUCUUUUAAAGCUGCAACAUGCCACGAAAAUCACAUUCGGAAGCUGGUGCCUUCAGGUUCUAUCAAGAACGGGGAUAAAGGGACGGCCGUACCUGUCAUCGAGAUGGCGAAAUAUUGUGGUGUAUACUACAUUUAGGAAAAAAGAUUUUCCAAAGCUCUGCAACUUUGUUGAAAAGCAAUUUGGGCGCUCACGGAAGGAUUUCCCUUGUGUGGCAAAUCAGCUCAAAAGGGUUGAAAUUGUCGGGUUCGAAUUCAACGAUGAGAAAUCAAAACUUUUGCGUGCCUUAGCUAAGUUUCUUCUCGAGGAGGCAGUUGAAUUGGAGAAGAUAGACAAUCCGUGCUGA
This is a messenger RNA of Rhodamnia argentea, 1158 nucleotides long. RefSeq names its product F-box protein At5g03100-like. The transcript has 3 exons. Lineage: Eukaryota; Viridiplantae; Streptophyta; Magnoliopsida; Myrtales; Myrtaceae. The coding region runs from base 1 to 1158 and encodes 385 amino acids. Gene Ontology annotation, molecular function: protein binding. The record is from RefSeq and is a predicted model, not a curated record.